AUGGAUGUCCGUACUCGUUGGAAUUCUACCUAUGCCAUGCUAAAGGAUUACUAUGCUAAUAGAGAAUCGUAUGAGGAGUUUUUGAAGGAUGCCCCCGAGCAUGUGAAGCCAAACUCUCCUAUUUAUACGACGUGUAAACCUUGUAAACUGAAAGACACCGAGUAUGGUUUAAUGCUGGCUAUCUGUAAUACUCUAGAGCCUUUGAAUGAUGCCACCAAACUGCUUAGCGCUUCGAAAUUCAGUACCCUCACACAGCUUCGUGAGGUUAUCUCUAUGUUGAAGCUCUUUUCACAACCGAGCGAGACUAAGAGCACUGCGUGGGUCAGACGAAUGCAAUGGGCAGACGAAUGCAAGGAAUGGGCCUGA
Molecule: messenger RNA, 366 nt
Organism: Perkinsus marinus ATCC 50983
Lineage: Eukaryota; Perkinsozoa; Perkinsida; Perkinsidae
Exons: 1
Coding region: 1-366 (121 amino acids)
Source: RefSeq, a predicted model, not a curated record